Molecule: messenger RNA, 654 nt
Organism: Caenorhabditis remanei
Lineage: Eukaryota; Metazoa; Nematoda; Chromadorea; Rhabditida; Rhabditidae
Exons: 3
Coding region: 1-654 (217 amino acids)
Source: RefSeq, a predicted model, not a curated record
AUGUUUAUAAGUGAAUGUUUCAGAUUCCAUCCUGAGAAAAAAGUGGCAAAACUCACUCAACUGGAAGCUGGACUAGAAGUAAUCGAAACCGAUCUUGAGACAUUUGACUACUUGAGACAUGUCAAUGAGAUUGUCACUUCGUAUGGACCAGCGAUGAUCUUCCGAAGAAAUAAGAAGUUGAAAAGACUCAACUUCAAUGCUUUGAAUAAACUCAAAGGAGGGAAUAUUGACAUAGUCCUCGAGGACGACCACUUCGCAGAAGAAGCAGGAGAUGGGUCAGCAGGAUUCAAUGACUUGAUGAUGUUGGAAAGUGUGUCUAGAGAAACAGACCAGCGUACCGAGAAGUGUUCCAAAAAGUUUUUAGAAGUGAAAACCACUGGAGGUUCUUCUGGUGGCGUUGUGAUGUAUUUAGGGUACUUUCUCAUAGCUUUGUUUGUCAUCCUUUUGGCAGUGGCUAUCAUUUUGACACUAAAAGAAUGGAAAAAAUGGAAGACAGAACAAGAACAAGCAGGCAAGAAAAAGAAGAAGAAUAAGAAAGAUGAGACAAACAAGAAGAAGAAAUCUGGAAGCGAAGAGAAGAAAACUAAGAAAACAGCAACGAAAGGACCGAAAUCAAAGAAUACUCCUGUCAAAGAAAACCCAAAAAAGAAAUAA